AUGGACAUUCGGAGAGUCCUAUCAACCCCGAAGGGCGAGCUGGACUUCAUUUAUCCCAAGGGCAUCCCAAGGGACCAGCAUGACUGCAGGUAUGGAACAUUACGAAGUGACCUCGGACACAGAGGAUUACGACACUGGUGGAGCUUUGCAGAGAAACCUGCUUAUAUACAGAAACUUCUGAGCCUACCGACAGGACUUCCAGCAGACUGGCUGCCUCGUCUCCACCCGUGGGAUCGUUACGCUGCUAGUGAGCUCAGCAUAGCGGAUUACUAUAAGAAAACCAUGAUUCAUCGCGUGAAUAUAGGGCUUGAGACGGUGUCCCCCGGCUUGCACAUCGUUGGCACGCCCAGAUACUUUCCAAGCUACGGGACAUACGACAAUAGGAUCGAGGGAGAUACGGAAAGGCUCGUUGGGCCAGACCUUGUGGUACUCGACACGGAUAUGCUCGACAAAGAUUUUCACCCCCCAAAUCUCCAAAACCUUGGUGGGAGCAUUGUGACAAUUGGGGAGUUCAAGCAAAAGGAUGUUGAAUUCACGGAUGAGGAAUCUGUCCUUCCUGGGACUCUAAGCUGUUACGAGUCGUGGCUGGCGCAACCAGUACAGUGCUGCCUUGACCUCAGAAUUUCUCUAGGAUUCCUGCUCACCAACAUCGAAUUGGUAAUUUUUCACUUGGUAAAAUUACCCAGCUCUGGCUCCCAGAUGAACAGCAUGACUCUCCGCUCGAAAAAUAUGUCUGGGUUUGACGCUCUGCGGUCAGAUGCUACCCAAGAGGCUGUAUUUUCGUCACCGGUUGUUCGCAAAAGAAAUGAUUGGGUCAGCUUUCAUGAAGGGGACAGCGAUAUUCCAGAUGUGAGCAACCAAGACUUGAUGGAAAAACUACCAGUGACGCCUGUCAGACACUCUCAAACCAAGCUGGAAACGCCGCGAACUCCCCAUCGACCUUCAUCGUCACCCUUGGCUCGUAGGAAGCGUGCCAGAACAAAUAUAUUGGAAGUCCCUGAUAAUUCACAAGAAAGCGUGGAACCCCCGUCAACGCCGACCCCGGACCCUCGCGUAGAGCAAGAGCCUGAUGGCAAUAGUCAUUUGCCAUCCUCCGUGCAAUGUGGGACUGCGAGUCCGUCAGAGUUUGAAGUCGAUCACCGUGGUGAGGAUCCAGGUUACAUACUUAUUCGAUCGUAUCAAACUACAAAUAAUGACGAAGUUGCGGAACGUCUAUUCGAGCACAUUAUGCUUGCCAAGAGGGCUAAGGACCUGGGCCUUUUAGAGAUGGCGCAUUUCAAGCUUUCGCAUUCGGCAUUGGAUGAAUUUGAGCCCAGUUGA
Metarhizium acridum CQMa 102 is the source of this 1320-nucleotide messenger RNA. NCBI's taxonomy places the organism in Eukaryota, Fungi, Ascomycota, Sordariomycetes, Hypocreales, Clavicipitaceae. The record is from RefSeq and is a predicted model, not a curated record.